AUUUUAUUCAUUUUAUCACGGAAAUCGUGCGAGCAGCACUAGCGCGGCCUUAACCCGACGUGAAACGGCCCGGAAAAAAGCCGGAUUUUUUCCGGAAACGUCGGAAAAAAGGCCGCGGACGUGUCGUGGUGCCACACAUGCUUUUUGCAGGCGCUACCUCAUCUAACCUAACUUUCUUAUCGAUUUUUUUGGGUGAUUGUUUCUUUCUUGGAUUUUUGCAAGUGUUUACGGCCUUUUGUUGUUGUUUUCGCCUCCUUUUCCAGUUUUUGACAUCCCCCACUACUGCGACUUUCGUUUGUUCCUAGUUCCACCCCCACCACCACCAACUAUAAACGGGUGAUAAAUGAUUUUUUUAUUGCAUUAACGCCGGAAUUAAGCAGCGUGGGGUAAAGGGGGCCGUUUCGUGGCUCAGAUGGAAAAAUCGACGAUGGAAAAGCGAAAAAUCCGUCGAUUUUUCCACGUGGAACAACCUUGAAAUGUUGACGGACUGGUCCAUUUUUCGCCGCUGGGGUGGGGGGAAUGCGACAAGAAGAAGACGAAAAAAGGGGCAUCAUCGUAAAAGAUGGCGGUAGAGUGAUUAGUUAUUUGUGGUUGCAAAUUUGCAAAUUUGUUUAUAAACAAAUCGAAUUUGCGCGUAAAACGCGCGAAAACACCGCCAAAAUCGAAACAAAACCCUAAACGUAAAAAACUUUUUGUUUUGCUGUUUCAGGUUUUGCGGCGAUUUCUGACUAAAAUCAGGCAAGAAUCGGUAAAAUCAACAUUGUCCUCAACGAAAAUUCGGCCGAAAUUGACCCAAAACCUGGCUCCAUGGAAGAAACCCCCUCGAAAUAAUGCCUUGGCUUGCGGAGUUCCCUCUUGUUGUCUACAACGAUAAAAUGGCCCUAUUCGAGUUUGGCUAAAAGUGAUAAGUGCUUCUAUUAAGACUCGCAACUCGGACUCGCAUAAACAUUGCAACAAAAUGAGUUAGUUUAAGUUCCGCGACAUUCCGGUGUAAAAUAAUUCGAAAAAAAUCCAAUCAAAAAUGUCGUACUUAAAGAUACUGUGAAUCGUACCGGGGGUUUAGUGUUCUCGUUUUUCGCAACGUGUAGAAAAAUGUCUCAAACGCCCCAAAAACUCGGUCAAAAAAUGUGCAAAUCACCGAAAAAUUCAACAAACAGCUACCAAAUCAAGCCGGAAAAGAUCGACUAUGAGAACCUCAGUACCAACUGCACUGUCGUCGGCUCCAACAAUCUCAACUUGGUGAAAAAACCCCAAAUCGUAACCAACAUGUCUCCAGCCUACUCGAACCCCAGUCCAGGCUACCCACCCUCACCAUACUCGUCCCCAGCUAGUCUCAAAUCACCUUCACCCAACCUCAAACCUCCAACUCCUCAACCAAACUUCCCAGUAAUGCAAAUCAUCAACAGCCACUCCCUUCUGGCACGCCCAAUCCAAACCAACCAAUCACAGAACAUUAUUAAACUCAAGCCACACCUUAAUAUCCUACCCAAACCCAGCGCCAGCCCGCAACCAAGCCCUAAACCGAGCGUCAGCCCACAGAUCGUCAUUCCGACCAAUCAGCCAACGAUAAUGCCAACUGCUCAACCGGUGCUUCUCAACCAAAUGCCUCUACUGACCACACCAGGGGUCCAGUUCAUAUUGCGCCCCCAGACGGCCAAAAUCCCGGCGGCGGCCCCCCAAGGACUGAUCCUGCAACCGAGCGGACAGCCCCUCCUACAAAUACCCAGAUCUCAGCCCAUGGUUCGUGUUUUAACCAAUGGCGUACAACUUGCCCCCUCUACCACCACCACAGCCUACGUCACGACGCAAAUGACCAAUCCGCAGCCGCCAAACAAUCAAGUGAAGAAAAAACCCAAAAAUAAAGUCAAGAAAAAGCUAGAUUUGGCGAAUUUAAUGAAAAUAUCGGGCAUUGGUGACGAGGAUGAUAUACAGUUUGAAAGUGACGCUUCGCAGAGUGAAAGUGAACCGAAUUCGGUACCAAACACGCCGCAAGAGACGAAAAAAAUCGGAAAUAUACAAUUAAGUGCGAUGCCUCAACCAACGACACCUGUCGUUCAAGUCUUGAAUCAGAAUUUUCAAAGCGGAAUGAUUUCGAAUAGUAACACGCAACCACAAGCUAGCAUUCCAUUCAAUCCGUUUCUCACUCCGAAUUUUACCAUUAAUAAUGGUUUAAUGGUACAACGGAGCGGUGGUUUUAAAUUAACAAUGGGUGAAGAUGGGCGGUUGGUGCUCCAACACGACCCAACACUCAACCAAGAUCUCCAGUCACAGUUGAUUUUACAAAGUAUUUUCGGUUUGAACGGCGGUCUGGUUCUACAACCGUCCAUCGAUCAACAAACGGUGCAACAAACCGUUCAAACCAUCCAACAACAAAGUGUGCAAACGAUACAACAACAAACCGUGCAGUCACAAACCAUACAAACGGUGCAACAACAACAACACACCCUACAACCUCAAAUACAACAACAAACAGUACAACAAACCAUACAACAUCAAACGGUGCAAUCGCAACCGUUGAUGCAACAACCGAUGCAAAUUGUACAACCGCAUUCGUUGCACAGUUUACAGUCACAAAUUCAAGGACAGUUGCAAAAUCUCCUACAACAACAACAGCAACAACAACAACAACAAAACCAAGCCGUACAGACGCACCAAGUACCGCCACCAUCACCAACCUUCCAACAGCAACAACAACAACACCAACCGGUACUUAAAGUCCAACCGUUUCAAAAAACCCAACCACCGGUUCAAACCGUUCAUCCACAACCGCAACCACAACAAGAAAAUCAACAACAACAACAACAACAACCACCUCCAACUUCGUACGUUGUCAACCUAACACCGGAACAACUCGAACAAUUGAAACGCAACGGACAGUUGACGGUCAACGGUCAGACGAUCUUUAUGCAAAGGCCAAACAACUCAAAACAAGACGAAUGUAAAAAACUAUCACCGAAAAUCAAGCCGGUCAAGAAAGUAGUGCAACAACCGCCACAACAAACACCGAAACAACAAAUCGUAAAAAAUUUCGAAGAACCGGUCAAGGAAAAAGAGGCAAAACCUAGUCUGAUUAACGCUUUGCAAACGCCAUCGAAACUUGUAGCCCCGCCACAAAAACAAGCAAUCGUACAGCCUUCAAUUAAGGAGAAAAGUCCCCCAAAAUUGCCACCACAGCCAUCGCCUAAACCCACCGAUUCGAAUGGAACGAAUCAAGACGUCGAGAAAUUGCUCGGUCAGUUGUUGGAAGAGUCGGGAAAUAUUAAUAUAAUAACAUCGGGGGCGCCAAAUGUCACAUCGAAAAACCAAAGGAUACAUACGAUUCAACUCACACCACAGAAACAGGAACAUUUGAAAAAUAUCCAAUUACAGAUUCAGACUUUAUCGGCUAGUUUAACACCCGGUAAUUCCGAGAUACAGGCCGCUUUGAAAAUGUUAUUUGCCGAACAGCAAAAAAUUCUAGCGACUGGGAAAUUACUACCACCUGAUAAAGUCUAUUAUCAUAAUAAUCAUUUGACGAUUAUUAAUCCGUCCAGUUUGAAUUUGGGACAACAACAACAGCAACAACAAAAGGAGCCACAACCGCAACCGGUGGGCACGCGCUGUGAAGCGACAGCGGUUAAUCAGGUGAUAACAUCGCAACCGCAUCGGUCAGAACACUCGGUACAACCGAACACGACUAGUCAAAUGGCCGUAGGUCCACGUCUCGCUGUACCUCAAGUACAACAACAGCAACACAAACAACCUCAACCACAACAACAACAACAACCGCAACCACCUCAACAACAACAACAACCACAACAACAAGUGGUGGCGCCACCUCCAACGCUACAACAGCACAGUCAUUCAAUUACGAAAAAAGCACACUUAAUUGAAGCACAGUUAAAUCUGGACCAAUCAGGUGCCGUCAAACCGGACAUCCAUACGCCAUUUCGCGAUAAGAAGGACGCAUGUAUUCGCCUGAUAAGGUAUCACUGUAUGGAUCAGCCCGUCUUAUCGCAGAAGGAUCUGGACAAGGCCGAUGAGAUUUUCGAACUAACCGCCGAACAUUUCAUCGCCAAGUAUGCGAAAAUGGUCGACAAGUACAAAUAUUUACUAAUGAAGGAGAGCAUGCGACCGGUGCAAACAUCCGAACUAAUGAUGCUCGACCGAAUGUUCCUCAGCGAGGAGCGGCAGUCGUUGCUGCGUCUGCGGCAGGAGGCCGAAGAGGCGGCGCAAAUAAUCGACUUGCCCGUUCUGCCCGAGCCUUCGCCCCCGCAGCCCCCCGAGGACUACGACGAAUGGGCGUGCAUUCAACGCGAGCUCGGUUGCCUCCCGCACGAAGAGCCGCCGCCGGCCGCCCCACGGCCCCCACAUUCGACGGCGGCGCCGGUCGUCGCCAACGCGCAUGCGCACCUCCAGCCACCCAAACGCACGGCGAGCAGCGAUUCGCGCCUCGAGACUUUGAAAAGGUUUCGCGUCGACAAACACAACAAGAAAACCAGUACAGAAAGUGUACAUAACAAUAGUGUUUUAAAUAAUAACAAUAGUAGUGUACAAAGUGUCAGUAGUGGGAUAAAUACUCAUCACGGUUACGAACAGCAAGGCCAGAACGACUCGUACGAAAACGAAGUCGAAAAUAAUAGUAUCGAUGAACAGGUCCAGAGUGCCAUCGAUUCGAUUUUGAAUCUACAACAGAAUACGGCCCUGGACCUUGAUAGUAUUCUUUCAUGACGGUAUGUCUAGUGGAUAUGGCCAGGCUGCACUGUAAUACACACACGUUUUCUCUCCAUUGUGAUCAUUACUUUUUAAAAGUCAUUUAUUUUUACAGAUUUUAAAACGAAGCGAUAAAUUAUAUACACAGCUCAAUACGGCAUCUAGAGCCCGCGGACGUCACGUGGCGCAUUAUUGGUUACCAUGGUUACCACUGAAAAAAGAAACAAAACAUAGGCUAAAUUACAAAAUUUGUGCAAACACCCUGUAUGACAUUUUUCCCAUUUUUUGGUUGAUUAGCGAGGGUCAUGUGACGUCCCUGGGCCCGAUCGUUGUGACGGUGCGAUUUUUCACAGUGUACCACAAUUGUGUCAUAUCACUGUUGCAAUAAUAUUGUUUUGUUUUAAUUGAGGCAGCUAUGGAACCCAGAUUAGAUGUCGAGCAAUAAACGUUUUAACUUUGAUUUUAAUUAUUCCUCAAAUGUUUCCACAUGAUUGUAGCACACUGUAAAAACUUGGAUAUUUUUUAUUAUAUUGUAAAUAAUUUAAUUUAUGUGUACUUAGUUUAUUUUUUAUUUUCUAAGGUUUUAUUAUUAUUAAGACUGACUUUAAGAAAUUUUGGUUCCUAAACGGAAGAAGUAUUUCAAAUAAAAUUGAAUUGUUUCAUA
Messenger RNA from Tribolium castaneum (red flour beetle), 5356 nucleotides. Its product is annotated as BRD4-interacting chromatin-remodeling complex-associated protein. Gene Ontology annotation, cellular component: SWI/SNF complex. NCBI's taxonomy places the organism in Eukaryota, Metazoa, Arthropoda, Insecta, Coleoptera, Tenebrionidae. The record is from RefSeq and is a predicted model, not a curated record. The coding region runs from base 1093 to 4710 and encodes 1205 amino acids. Gene Ontology annotation, biological process: positive regulation of DNA-templated transcription. The transcript has 6 exons.